AUGAAGAUGAUUGGGUGGAAGAAGAAACUCUGCGGGGUGCAUCACCUGUGGGCCCUGGGCUGCUAUAUGCUGCUGGCCGUUGUUGCUCUGAGACUUUCUCUCAGGUUAAAAUGUGACAUAGAUUCCCUGGAUCUGGAAUCCAGGGACUUUGGAAUCCAGCGCUGUAAGGACAUCUUGUACAAGUCCCUGAAGCUGCCAGCAAAGAGAUCCAUCAACUGUUCUGGGGUCACCCGAGGGGACCAGGAAGCAGUGGUCGAGGCUCUCCUGGACAAUCUGGAGGUCAAGAAGAAGCGGGAGCCUUUCACAGACACCGAUUACCUCAACAUGACCAGAGAUUGUGAGCAGUUUAAGUCCCAAAGGAAGUUCAUACAGUUCCCACUGAGCAAAGAAGAGUUAGACUUCCCCAUUGCAUACUCUGUGGUGGUCCAUGAGAAGAUUGAAAACUUUGAACGGCUGCUGCGAGCUGUGUAUGCCCCUCAGAACAUAUACUGCAUCCAUGUGGAUGAGAAGUCCCCAGAAACUUUCAAAGAGGCAGUCAAGGCCAUUAUUUCCUGCUUCCCAAAUGUCUUCAUGGCCAGUAAGUUGGUCCGGGUGGUUUACGCUUCCUGGUCCAGGGUGCAGGCUGACCUGAACUGUAUGGAAGACUUGCUCCAGAGCUCGGUGCCAUGGAAAUACUUACUGAAUACAUGUGGGACAGAUUUUCCUAUAAAGACCAAUGCUGAGAUGGUCCUGGCCCUCAAGAUGUUGAAUGGGAAGAACAGUAUGGAGUCCGAGAUACCUACUGAGUACAAAAAGUCUCGCUGGAAAUACCACUAUGAGGUGACAGACACAUUGCACCUAACCAGCAAGAUGAAGGACCCUCCCCCUGAUAACUUACCUGUGUUCACAGGGAAUGCCUAUUUUGUGGCUUCUCGAGCCUUUGUCCAACAUGUCUUAGAGAACCCCAAAUCCCAACGACUGAUUGAAUGGGCAAAAGACACCUAUAGCCCCGAUGAACACCUCUGGGCCACCCUUCAGCGUGCACCGUGGAUGCCUGGCUCUGUCCCCUACCACCCCAAGUUUCACAUCUCAGACAUGACCUCCAUUGCCAGGCUGGUCAAAUGGCAGCUCCAUGAGGGAGACAUCAGUAUGGGGGCACCUUAUGCACCUUGCUCUGGAAUCCACCAGCGGGCUAUCUGCAUUUAUGGGGCUGGGGACCUGCACUGGAUUCUUCAGAAUCAUCACCUCUUGGCGAACAAGUUUGACCCAAAGGUGGAUGAUAAUGCUCUUCAGUGCUUAGAAGAGUAUUUACGUUAUAAGGCCAUCUAUGGGACUGAACUCUGAGAUACACCGUGUGAGGAUUGCUACCCGAGGAGCAGGAACAUGUACAAACGUGCCCUGGACAUGCUGGGACAGUGUGGGGUGGGAGACCAGGGCUCUGGAAUCCAUGGCAUCUCCCUGGGUCAGGGGGCUGCUCUUGGAGUGUGGUGAGUAGAUCUGUUGCCUUGCAAAUUGCUGCCCUGGCUGAACACUGACUGUUCACUCACCUCACUUCCAAUAGCUCCUCCACUGACUUUCCCACCGAGUUGGGAAUAAGAACCAGCUCU
Mesoplodon densirostris (Blainville's beaked whale) is the source of this 1586-nucleotide messenger RNA. It is a transcript of the gene GCNT3, whose product is annotated as glucosaminyl (N-acetyl) transferase 3, mucin type. The transcript has a single exon. The record is from RefSeq and is a predicted model, not a curated record. Bases 1 to 1323 code for a protein of 440 amino acids. Gene Ontology annotation, molecular function: acetylglucosaminyltransferase activity. Gene Ontology annotation, cellular component: membrane. Lineage: Eukaryota; Metazoa; Chordata; Mammalia; Artiodactyla; Ziphiidae.